AUGCUGCCCUCACGAUUGUUCAAGAACACUGGUGUACCACACCGCUUGCGCAGCUUGCUUACUCUCUCGCCGAACCUCCCGCCAAAUGUUGCUGUCCAACUUCGCUUCAGGCUAGGCGUCAUCCGGCCGAACUCUUCGCUCGCUUCCCCACCACCCCCACCCCCAUCUUCUACAUCUACAUCUGCACCAGAAGUCGGAGCACCAUCAACCUCUGCGGGAGAUGCUGGUGCAACUACGACGACGAACAAGAUUCGGCUCGAGCAGCCCGAGCCGAGGUUGUCGCUGACGUUCACAUGCACUGUAACGGACUGUGGGCAUCGGUCCACGCAUGAAUUCUCGAAGAGGUCAUAUACGAGUGGGAUCGUGCUGGUUGAGUGCCCAGGAUGCAAGAACAGACAUCUUAUCGCGGACCACCUCGGCUGGUUUAAGGAGAGCACGAAGGAUGGAAAGAUGAGGACCGUUGAGGACAUAGUCAGGGACAAGGGCGAGACCGUACGCCGCGGGAUUAUGGGUGCCAACGGCGACAUCGAGUACGCGCCGGACCCUUGA
Molecule: messenger RNA, 549 nt
Organism: Peniophora sp. CBMAI 1063
Lineage: Eukaryota; Fungi; Basidiomycota; Agaricomycetes; Russulales; Peniophoraceae
Source: the annotation of a GenBank genome assembly